Messenger RNA from Rosa chinensis, 444 nucleotides. RefSeq lists its product as uncharacterized. The record is from RefSeq and is a predicted model, not a curated record. The transcript has a single exon. Lineage: Eukaryota; Viridiplantae; Streptophyta; Magnoliopsida; Rosales; Rosaceae. The coding region runs from base 1 to 444 and encodes 147 amino acids.
AUGUCGCCAUAUCGCUUAGUUUUUGGGAAGGCUUGUCAUCUUCCGGUGGAGUUGGAGCACCGAGCUUAUUGGGCAAUCAAGCACUACAAUUUUGACAUGAAUGCAGCCGGUGAACAAAGAGCAUUGCAGCUGAAUGGGAUGGAGGAAAUUCGUAAUGAGUCUUAUGAGAAUGCAAAAAUUUACAAGGAACGCAUCAAGAGGUUUCAUGAUAAAGUCAUUCGUCAAAAGACAUUCAAACUAAACCAAAAGGUGCUGCUAUAUAACUCUCGACUGAGACUCUUUCCAGGGAAGUUGAAAUCUAGGUGGAUGGGUCCUUUUCUGGUCACAAAGGUGUUUCCCCAUGGAGCAAUCGAAAUUAAGAACUUGAGGAACAACUCUGUCUUCAAAGUGAAUGGUCAACGUCUCAAACCAUACUUGGAGACAUCUUUUGACACCAAUAAGUAG